Charadrius vociferus (killdeer) is the source of this 1209-nucleotide messenger RNA. RefSeq names its product coiled-coil domain containing 34 (gene CCDC34). The transcript has 8 exons. The coding region runs from base 1 to 1209 and encodes 402 amino acids. Lineage: Eukaryota; Metazoa; Chordata; Aves; Charadriiformes; Charadriidae. The record is from RefSeq and is a predicted model, not a curated record.
AUGCCCAAUGCCUAUGGACGAUCACAUAAGGAGAACCCGGAGAAAACCAGCCACUGGGUACUUCAUGCCUCCUUUGUCGUGUCUUUGCUGGACGAGCUGAUCCUGGUAGCAGGGCAGUUCCUGCACUUUCUGCUAACCGAGAGAGAAAUUCUCGCCUUCUUAAGGCUGUGCUCCUUGAAAGCGGAUGGCUCCACAUCUGCAGACUCUGGGCUGGCACGAGCAGCGGGUACGGCGUACUGCAGAGAUGAGAAUACACCCUACUGUGAAGGAAAACUGAAGCGAUCCAAGACCUCUCGGAUUUCACAGCCUCUGGGUGCAGUGACUGUGGAGCUGGCUUGGCGAGUUGGGCAGAAUGGUAAGAAGAGGGAUAACAAUGUUAUUUUAUACUUUCGCUUUUCUUGCAAGUUGGAUGCUGCCGCCAUUCCGCUAACGAUGCUUGAAUUCCCUGAAAGGAAGGCUGAAGACUCUGAAAUAGCAGGGGGGAAAAAACAAUCACCUUUGAAAGAUAAUCUUUCACCAUGGGAAGAAUGGUUCAUAGGCAAAGAGAAGGAACUACGCGCCCGCUUACAAGCUAGAGCUGCAGAGGAAAUGAAUAUACAGCUUGAGAAGAUGAAGCAGAAGCAAGAAUGUGAAAAGAGGAAAAGGAUAGCUGAAGAGAAGCACAAGGAAUGGGUCCAAAAAAAAAGAGAAGAGGAAAGAAGGGAAAGGGAACGAAAGCUGAGCAAGGAAAUGGCAGAAAAAGCCACAAGGGAACUAGAAAAAAUGCAGAUACAAGAAAAGGCCGAAGUAAAGUAUAAGGAAUGGUUAAAGAAGAAGAGAGCUGAAGAGGCAGAAAAGAAGAAGAAAGAGAAGGAAAAAGAAAAAGAAAAGGAAGCUGAGCUACAGGAGAAGAAAGCAAAAUCAGAGAAGAUAUUUAAGGAAUGGCUACAUAAUGCUAGAAAUAAACCACGUCCUCUUUUAAAUGGCUAUGGCUUCCCACGUGGGAAGUCUACAGGGUGUGCUGAUGGAAAUUCAUAUCCAGUUCCAGCGUAUUGUAACCCUAUUCCUUGGAAACCUAUACAUGUGCCUCCUCCAAAGGAAGACAAUGUUCUUACCAUGAAGAAGAGUAAGAGACCCGUAUCUUGUCAGUCACACGCGUCUUUGCCUUCGGUAAUUUAUAAGCCCAAAACCAACCCAUGUAUUGGAUCCUUGUGCAGAAAGCAGUUAUAG